AUAAUUAAUGAUAUAAAAGGUGAAAUUGAGUUCAAAAAUGUUCAUUUCAGAUAUCCAACAAGAGUUGAUAAUGAAGUAUUAAAAGGUAUUUCAUUUAAAGCAGAACAAGGAAAAACAAUUGCAUUAGUUGGAGUAUCAGGAUGUGGUAAAUCAACAUCAAUUCAAUUAAUUGAAAGAUUUUAUGAACCAACAAAUGGGGAAGUAUUAUUAGAUGGACAUAAUAUAAAGGAUUUAAACAUUCAGUUCUUAAGAAAUCAAAUAGGAUUAGUUGGACAAGAACCAGUAUUAUUUGCUGAAAGUAUUAUUGAUAAUAUUAAAAGAGGUAUUCCUAAAGGUGUUGAAGUAAAUAAUGAACAAAUUUAUACUGCUGCUAAAAUGGCAAAUGCACAUGAUUUCAUUUCAACAAUGCCAGAAGGAUAUAACACAAUGGUAGGUGAUAGAGGAAGUCAAUUAUCAGGAGGACAAAAACAAAGAAUUGCUAUUGCACGUGCAUUAAUUAGAAAUCCAAAAGUAUUAUUACUUGAUGAAGCUACAUCAGCACUUGAUACACAAAGUGAAAAAAUAGUACAAGAAGCACUUGACAAAGCAUCAAAAGGAAGAACAACAAUUAUUAUUGCACAUAGAUUAUCAACUAUUCAAAAUGCAGAUAAAAUAUGUGUUAUUAUGAGAGGAAAGAUUGUAGAACAAGGAACACAUCAAGAAUUAAUAGAAUUGAAAGGAUUUUAUUAUACACUUGCUAUGCAACAAUUUGGAACAAUGAAUUAA
Messenger RNA from Entamoeba dispar SAW760, 765 nucleotides. Its product is annotated as lipid A export ATP-binding/permease protein msbA, putative. The transcript has a single exon. The record is from RefSeq and is a predicted model, not a curated record. Lineage: Eukaryota; Evosea; Mastigamoebida; Endamoebidae. Gene Ontology annotation, molecular function: ATPase-coupled transmembrane transporter activity; ATP hydrolysis activity; ATP binding. The annotation marks the transcript as partial.